UCUUUAAAACCACCGAGUGGGGGUCCUUAUUUGGCAGGAAGUUAGCCGAAGCUAACAGGAAGCCGAAUAAUGAGAGCACAUUGAGGUGCAGGAAUUGGCAAAGAGCAGCGACUCCAAACAUUGCUCUUUACGCUGGUUACAACUCCCCCCGAUACAGGAGGAACAAGCAGUCAGUCACCUGUGUAUGAAGACAAGUCAGAGGCAGCUAUGUCUUCAGCGGUGGAUCUCAAGACCAAGGAGGAGAAGGAUGCAGAGUUGGACAGACGGAUCGAAGCUCUGAGGAAGAAGAAUGAGGCUCUGGUCAAGAGGUACCAGGAAAUAGAGGAAGACAAGAAGAAGGCAGAGCAGGAGGGCAUUGCCGUGACAACACCUCGCAAGCCCCGCCCCCACGAGCCGAAGACGGAGAAGGAAAACUUCACUGUCACAGUUGACCUUUCUAAACUGACAGGGGAGAAGAGAGUUGUGAACGACUGGAAACCCGGAGCGCCUCGCGGCCGGAAGGUGUCAGAGGAGAGCGACGGCCACGGAGGGCAGAGCGACGCCCACAGGGGGCAGAGCGACGCCCACAGGGGGCAGAGCGACGCCCACAGGGGGCAGAGCGACGGCCACAGGGGGCAGAGCGACGCCCACAGCCCCCCCAGGAGGACGGGUUCGGGACGAAUGGGUCGGGGAGGUCAGAGAGGAGGAGGAGGCCGCCAGGAGAGGAGAGACCGGGAACCCAGGACACCCAGAGAUGGAGAACCUGGGGAGUCAGGAGGACAGGGACGCAGAGGAGGAAGGAGGGGAAGAGGAGGAGAAGGAAGAGGAGGAGGAGGAGGAGGAGGAGAAGGAAUAGGGACACCAGGUGGCAUGGACAAGAAAUCCAAGGAAUGGGAGGAGAAGAGGCGACACAACAUUGAGAAGAUGAAUGAAGAAAUGGAGAGAAUAGCAGAGUAUGAGAGGGGACAGCGGCCGGAUGUAGACAAGCCGAUCCGUAACUUCCUGGACGACCCGAGACGUUCAGGCCCAGCGCCGGACACAGACCGCAAGGAGGGCAGCAGGAGACAUGUACGAAACUGGGGAGGGCUGGACUUUGACAAUGUGAAGACAGGAGCCGAACUGGAGAAAGAAUGGACCAGUCGAAGGCCUGGUCCGAAAGGCUCUAUGGACAUGACCAUGUCUAUGACCGGCCGGGAGAGAGCAGAGUACCUGCGCUGGAAGAAGGAGCGUGAGCAGAUUGACGAGGAGAGACUAGCACGCCAUCGUAAUGCCACAGGCCAGUGGAGACGAGAGUGGGACGCACAGAAGACGGAGAACAUGUUCAAGGAGGACCCAUAUGUGGCUGCGGAGGGCAUCACACCCGAGCAGGGCAGCAGGAGAGCCCGGGGGCGUAACUCGCGUACAGAGCCUCGGGGCAGGGCCUCAGACGACAGCAAGCGGCCUCCUAAAGAGCCGACAUUUGGCGACUUCCUGUCCCAGGGCAGGACCCAGGGGCCCCGAGGGGACCGGGGCAGAGGGAGGGGCCGAGGACAGAAACCGAGCUACAGCAUGCAUGACAACCGCUGGGAAGGAGAGAAAGAAGAGGCGGACAAGGAAAAGGAGGACAAGACAAAGAGAGAGGAGAAGACUAAAACGAAGAAGAAGGAGGAAGAAAAACCCAAACCUCCCACAGCACAGAAGGUGGAGAAGAACGGAGAUGGAGAGGAUGACGACGAGGAAUGGGAGGAUGCCAGCGAUGGAGAAGAAGACGACGAAGCAGUGGAGGAAGGGAGCGACUCAGAACACGACUCCAGGGGCGAUGAGAAGAAAGACAAGGGGAAAGAGAAACCAGCCAAGAUCAAAAACAACUCCCCUAAGUCUCCUGCUCCUCGUUCUCGAUCGACGUCAGCAGGAAGCCCCAAAGAGCAGCGGACCCCCAGGCCGAAGGUCCACAUCCCCCCCCCAGCAGCAGUUCAGGAGUCACCGGAGGGAGGCAAGCCCCUCAGCCCCUUCUCCCCGCUGGACAGCCACCGGCCUGUAUCAGACUGGGGGGAGGAGAUGGAGAUGCUGUCGCCCCGGAGCAGCAUGGGAGGCGAGAGCCCACUGAAACCCCCCAGCGUGGAGGCCAGCCCGCCCCAGAAGAAGGAGCAGCAGGAGGAGACAGAGAACCAAGCUGCCAGCUCCAAUGAACCUGCUGAGCCGCAGAAAGGGGAGGAUACAGCCAUAGAGGUUUCCUCUCCUUCAGAAAAGACUAAAGCCCAGCAGACUGUGAUAGUGUCAGAACCAGAGUCCGUCUCCAUGGACUCCCCCGCUGCACUGCCAUCUGACCCCGCCCCGUCUGAGGUUCCUGACCCCGCCCCCUCUGCUUUUUCUGUCCCAGUCCUGUUUGAGGUUUCUGUCCCAGUCCUGUCUGAGGUUUCUGUCCCCGCCCCCUCUGAGGUCAGUGAAGCUGCUGUGACGAUGGACCAGGAUACACCUGCUGCUCCAUCACAAGCAGACAAACUGGACGCCCCUCCCUCUCCAGCUGUCCUGGAGGCCGACCACAGCUCCUCUGAACCAGCAGGAGGGAACGAUGGCGACACAGCGCCCGCUGGGUCCGACGCUGCUCCGCCAGCAGAAACAGCGGAGUCCUCUGAGCAGACGUCCUCAGGUGCGGUCCAUAUCAGUGACUUUGAGACAGUGGCUUACUGCUGAAGCUGCUGGGAACCAACAGACUCACUUCUGAGGAGGAUGCAAAUAUGAGAUGGACGAAGAGCAUCACACUACUCAUCACUGGAGUGACCAUCACACAUCUAAAUUAAACGAGAGGAAAAAAAUGACUUCAUGAGGAGGAGGAGGAGGGACUGUGCCCUGCCUCUUUUCAGCGCUCUCUCUGAGCUGUUUCUAAGUCUUUCGGAUCAGUGGGUCUGAUCACCUCUGGGCCGCCGCCAUGUUUUGUCUCACUCUGUGAAGUUUUAAGAUAUGAAGAGUAAAAGUCCGUCACUGCAAAGUCUUUUGCCCAUCGACGACACCCCUAAACCAAGCAGAUGCCUGCUGAGCCCGGCCAGUCCACAGUGAGUGAAUCAGGACGUGCAGGCUGGCUUUGCGAGGCCAAGAACUAUGUAGAAACAAACCCCCACACCAAGCCCCGACUGGCCUGAUAUCAGCUUAUAAAAGGCUUUCACCAUUUCCACGUCUUUUUAGCGACAGUGUCAAAGUGUUAUUUUUAAAACCUAUUGCUCGGCUGUCUCGUUUCUGUGUUGGUUUUGGCCGGAAAAUAAUUACUACUUGAAUGAUUGAUCGCAUUCAUUUUGGGCCACCUUGUUAGCUAGUUGACCUAACCAACCUUCUGUCUUGUUGUAAACACAUCUGACUUGUGCCCUGGCUAACAUAUUUACUAGGAGCCUGCCGCUAGGUAUAUAUUAAAAGUCAAAAAUCAUCAAAUAGAUAAAUUUCUUUUGUUAUUACAUCCUUCUUCCUUGUCAAAACAUGGAUCACGUGAUCCCUACUUCCAACUGAGCUCUGACCUUCCAACAAGAAAUGUUAAGAAUACUUCACUGAUUCAGCAUUGCCCUUCUAUAACAUCGUUGAUCUCACGAUGACUUCACACAGAUCCCUCUGGAGACAGAAAAGGCUUUAGAUGACUUUUUUCACAUAUGCAGUAGUACUCCCCAACACCUGUAAACAGACUUUGAUGUGUAAAAUGGGUGGAGUUCCCCUUUAACAGUAAUUGCUUUGCCAAUUUUGUCUGUUGACUAAUCAGCUAUCUUACAAGCUCCAUGGUCGGAUUAGAGACUAAGACCAGACUGUUGAUGUGAGUUACAUUUGGAAAUAAAUCUACAUUAUCAGACUUAAUUUUCCUGCAGAACAAUACUGGAUUAAUCCACUGAACUUACUAUGGACUCCAUCUUUGUCCUCGUCAGGUUUUAUUCAGACAUUAUUUGCAGUCUUUUCUAAAUGGCACCAGUUGCUCUGAGCUUUGUCUCGCAACUUUAAAGCCUCCAUAAUGUAGAAAUGGGACUCCAGCCUCCAGCCUGUCCUACUCUUUGGUUUUAUUUUGUGGCUUUUAAUUACCUUGUUGUUUUGUUAGAUUGUACAUGGAAAUACUUUUUUCUUCAUAUCAGACGUCGCUGACUUUUUUUUUUUUUUUUGUCAUGAGAGAGAAUACUUUGAGACAUGUUGACACACUGAAGAUCUUUCAAAAAUACGAAUCCUUUAGCCUGACUGUUUUCAUGAGCGUCACGGCAAGUUAUCACGAUGUUUUAAGUGUAAUUUAUUUUACGUCAGAGCCAGCUGUGCAGGCCUACUGUGUGUGGUGUAGAAUAACCGACUUCAGUGAUCAUGUGGGUCAGAUAUGAAUCGGAGUGAGCGACUGGCUGUUACAUGACUUUGCCAACACACAUUCAGUCGUUUGGCUGAUGCUUCAGGAUCAGGUGUCUCGCUUAAGGGCACUCUGACAGAACAUCACGGGACUUCUUCACACCUCCUCCUCAUCUCAGAUCUAUCAAAAUACCAAUUAUGUACUUAGAGCAGUCGGCCCGUUUGCUGUUUUAAUGAUGUAAUUCUGUGUCAUAAUCAGAAAACAUUUGAUAUUUUCACUGACGCAGACUGUGCUGCCAUUUUGUGAUUCUGAUGGAUUGUGAAUCAUCAGUUCUACAGAAAAAUCUGUCACAUCCGUCUGAUACCAGUCCCCCUCUCCCUUUAAAUGACACUGCCUCUGAAAUGGAAAGUUUGUUUUUUUAAAAUUAAGGGUCUCAUUCCAAAAUGGCUUAAUGGUAUGGGGAAAAAACGACCUACUCAACAAGAUAUUAGUGUUUUUGGUUUUACAUUAAAUAUAAUUUUUUAAAACAGCAAUGUUUGGGGAUGUCAUUUUCUGUUAUUUGGAAACACAGACUUGCAUUAAAGUAUCUAAAGUGUAGAAACAUGAAUUACUACUUGAGUAAUGAACUUUGGGCUGUAGUUUGUUUUUGUUUUAAUGGACAGUUUAUUUUGGAAUGAAACCCUUCACUCAUACCUCAGCAGACCAAGGGCUUUAAUUUGGUUUGUUUUUGAGUUUGUGCUUUGUUUGCUGCAAACGGCUCGGUCUUUGAAUCAUGUUAGUUGUAGCGGCUCGCCUGUGGCGUUUGAAGACACGGGGAUAAAUGGGAUGCUUUAAUGUUUUUGUGUUCUAUAUCAGAGGAAUAAAAAUGAUGCAUUUGGGUUGAAAGGAACUGCAAUAUGUACAGUUUUUAAAUGGAAGAGAACAUUCCACAGUUGGGUGUUUGUGCAAAAUGUAGCCUUUGAAAACAUGUUUUGUUUUUAUGUUUUGUUUUUUUUGCAUAUGGAUGUUUGUUGUUUCUGAGCUUCGAUGACUGAUUGUAUUUACAGCAGUAGAUAUUUCAAUGUACAUCCAUUUCUACAAUGUCUUCCUGUUUGAUACAUGAAAUCGCUCUGAGAACUAACAAGAUUUGCCUUUUUGGAGUGGUGUGCAGGUGUUUUUCAUAAAAUGAUCAGGACUAGCAUGAAUCCGAAAUUGUAGCUUUUUAAUGUUGUCAAAGCCAUUGAUGAAAUAAAUGUCCCCAUCAGCUCGCACAUCAGAGAGAAAAAGAGCCCUGAUGUUUGUACUACUUUACAAAAUGUGCACCCACAUGAAAUGUAAAGCGCACGUGAGUUUUUGUUUUUCUCAUUUAGCCAAUAAAUGUAUUCCUCUGAA
Siniperca chuatsi (mandarin fish) is the source of this 5629-nucleotide messenger RNA. It is a transcript of the gene ccdc9, whose product is annotated as coiled-coil domain containing 9. The coding region runs from base 208 to 2652 and encodes 814 amino acids. The record is from RefSeq and is a predicted model, not a curated record. The transcript is spliced from 16 exons. NCBI's taxonomy places the organism in Eukaryota, Metazoa, Chordata, Actinopteri, Centrarchiformes, Sinipercidae.